AUGUUCAAGUUAUUCAAUAGAAUCCCUAAAUCAUCCUUUAGAAGUGGAUUCCAACCUAGAUUGACUUACCAACCUGUAAGUAUCAGAUUCAUAUCUACUGAGAUCAAAGACGCCAUUCAAAAAGCCGUUGAUUCAAGUAAAAUCGUUCUUUUCAUGAAAGGUACACCAGAAUUCCCCCAAUGUGGAUUUUCAAGAGCAAGUAUUCAAAUCUUAGGUCAACAAGGAGUUGAUCCUGAGAAAUUCGCUGCUUAUAAUGUAUUAGAAGAUCAAGAAUUAAGAGAAGGAAUCAAAGAGUUCAGUAAUUGGCCAACUAUUCCUCAAUUAUACGUUGAUGGAGAAUUCAUUGGAGGUUGUGAUAUUAUAAUGUCCAUGGCUAAGAGUGGAGAACUUGCUGAGUUAUUAGAGAAUUCUGAUUGUUUGGUGCCAGAAGAACCAGAGUUGGAAUCCAAUGUCCAACCACAAGAAAGAAAUUAG
This is a messenger RNA of Yamadazyma jaroonii, 474 nucleotides long. The record is from the annotation of a GenBank genome assembly. Lineage: Eukaryota; Fungi; Ascomycota; Pichiomycetes; Serinales; Debaryomycetaceae.